Molecule: messenger RNA, 207 nt
Organism: Monoraphidium neglectum
Lineage: Eukaryota; Viridiplantae; Chlorophyta; Chlorophyceae; Sphaeropleales; Selenastraceae
Exons: 2
Coding region: 1-207 (68 amino acids)
Source: RefSeq, a predicted model, not a curated record
AUGGGCACGGAGGACGAGGAGCAGCUCACGCUGCAGAACAGGUGCCUUGCCGCGGCGGGCGCGGCCAUUGCCGCUGCCACCGUCGUGAACCCCCUGGAUGUCGUGAAGACCAGGAUCCAAGCGCAGGCGAUGGCGUCUGCCGGCGGCAGAGGCACUGCCAUAGCGGUCAAUGACCCCCAGCCGCUCGUGCACACCCUGUAUGAGUGA